AUACGUGCGCGUUCUUGAGUGCGCUCGGAACAAGUAGAGGACGACGAGGCUUCACCGAGGGCUUGCAGCAGUACUGUGUUUUCCUCUAGAAACAGGCCCGUCAUUCACUCUGUUACACAUUUAACAACAUUUCACCAUGAGAAGGAAGCUGUUCGGCGCAAUUGUCGCCAUUUGUAUCGGCUGGUUCCAAGCCGAGGCUUUUACAGCGGGCUUCAUAAAAUCACCCUUGUCUCAGAUGAAACUCAUAGAAGACAGUGCCGAGCUGGAUUGUGAGGUCAUAGGGAACCCCAUCCCUGAAGUUCAGUGGUGGUUCAUUGAGGGCGAGGAGCCAGAUGAAACAGUAACUCAGCUGUUUGACGGUGCAAGAGAGGAUCGUGUACGCGUCAACGCCACCUAUAUUCACCAUGCCACCAGCACGCUCUUCCUUACCAACCUAAUGCUCAACGACACGGGCAUUUACGAGUGCCGCGCCUCAAACGACCCUGACCGCAACGACCUCAGGACCCCGCCCAAAGUCAAGUGGAUUCGCUCACAAGCAAACGUUAUAGUAUUUGAACAUCCAAACAUCAUAACCAGUCCAACGAUGGUGAGCAAUCUGACUUCUGCAACUCUCAGCUGCAACAUUACCAACCCUCCUUCUCCCAUCAAAGGCCACUACUGGACCAAGAAUGGCAAGACUAUUGAAAAAUCAGAGUCCACCAGUGACAGCCCUUACACUGAAUACCGCAUUGAAAAGAUUGAUUACCACCAUUCUGGACUAUAUGUGUGCGUCUUCCAGUCAGAGCCUCCGGCUAAUGAAACCAUUGAAAUUAAAGCUCCCCCACAUGUAGUGGCCUACAAACACUCUGAAAAUGCUAAUGAGAAGGACAAGGCUGCCCUAGUAUGUGUGAGCCAUGGAUACCCCCCGCCUACUGACUGGAGUUGGUACAAACUUGUUAAGGAUGGAAAGGAAGCCAUUUUCAAUGGCUCUGACAAGUAUGAGAUAAAGAAUACCCCCAACAAGACCACACUGUACGUACAAGAUCUGAACAUUGAAGAGGACAUGGGCACCUAUGAGUGCCUCGGCAUCAGUGAUGCGGGAAAAGCCCAGGAUCAGAUUCAGCUGCGUGUGCGCAGCCAGCUUGCCGCCCUGUGGCCAUUCCUCGGCAUUGUCGCUGAGGUCAUCAUCCUCGUCACCAUCAUCUUCAUCUACGAGAAGAAGAGAAAGCCUGACGAGAUCACUGACGAUGACGACUCAGGAGCUGCACCACUGAAGAGCAACGCAGCUACUAACCACAAAGACAAAAACGUCCGGCAAAGAAACUCCAACUGAGAGGAGGAGAAAAGGUGUCUUGAUGACUACUGCUGAAGACAUGCAGAGUAUUUUCGUUUGAGUAGCACAUUAUAGUGCACCCUGCGGUUCCUUAACCUUCUGCUUGAGUGUAAAUGUCUUGAGAUAUAAAUUGGUCUCCUUUUACUUUUUUGGUAUCUGUAAUGUGCUGCCAGCAGAUGUUUUUAAAGUGGUUCUGUGGGGGAAGGGGGGAAAUUGCAUGAUUGUAUCCGUGCUGUAGAAGUGUGUUUAGUGAAAAUCUCUUAAUGUGGGAAUUAACUUUUUUUU
Rhinichthys klamathensis goyatoka is the source of this 1597-nucleotide messenger RNA. It is a transcript of the gene bsg, whose product is annotated as basigin. The record is from RefSeq and is a predicted model, not a curated record. Lineage: Eukaryota; Metazoa; Chordata; Actinopteri; Cypriniformes; Leuciscidae. Bases 137 to 1312 code for a protein of 391 amino acids. The transcript is spliced from 9 exons.